AUGGCACCAUUCGCCUUCCUACAGGUUAUGCCCCCAGCUUGGACUAAGCAGGUUCACUUCGAUCUCGAUCUUACAUGGCAAAACGGUGCACCAGAUGGCAAUAUGCGGGAGAUGAUCUUCAUGAAUGACCAGUUCCCCGGACCUGAGCUUCGACUAAACCAGGGUGACGGUGACAAGGUUGAAGUUCUUGUACAUAACAGCUUGCCUUUCAACAUCACGGUUCACUUCCACGGUAUUGAGCAGCGGAAUACUGCGUGCCCUGGUCCCGAUGUUCAGCAGCCAUUUCGUCUCAUCUCGAGCAACGAGAAUGAUAUCGAGGCGAUAAAGGAAGCAGAAAAGAACCCUCAACUUGUUACAGUGUCUGAUUGGGGCCACCUGAUAUCUGGACAGUACCGGAAGGCAAUGGAGGACAACCGCUUAGGUGUUUUCUGCUCAUACAGUGUCCUUAUAAAUGACCGUGGAGCAGUAUUCUGCCCAGGCACUGAAAAUAUUUUCAAUCUGGAGCUUUCCUACUUGAAGACUGCUAUUGGUAAUCAGCCAUUGAGAGGCAAAGGAAGCACUCCUGCUUCUGUCAUGCCCUUGGACAACAGAGCUAUCAAGCCUUAUCCUCCCGUCACCACCCCAAAGUCUGUCGACCAGCUGGUCAGCCUCACUAUUGGCCGCGUUGACUCUGCAUACAUGUGGUCUACAUUUGGUGGUGGGUUGUAUGACAUGAUAACUAAGUAG
Penicillium canescens is the source of this 726-nucleotide messenger RNA. RefSeq lists its product as uncharacterized. The record is from RefSeq and is a predicted model, not a curated record. Gene Ontology annotation, molecular function: copper ion binding. The transcript is spliced from 5 exons. The coding region runs from base 1 to 726 and encodes 241 amino acids. Lineage: Eukaryota; Fungi; Ascomycota; Eurotiomycetes; Eurotiales; Aspergillaceae.